AUGAACGAUGGGGAAGAAGAUGAUGACCAGGAUCCCAUUUCCUCUAGCUUGCCGAUGCAACCUGAGAAGCUUUUCUUUAACCCAACCGAGUUUGGCAAAGCUUGCAAGAUAGUUACUAGGUAUUCUGUAACGAGUGUUGUUCAGAAGAUAGAGGCAAUGCCAGAAGAGGCAAAAUGGUUUAAAACACACCCUCAAUUCAGGCACAUAUUUCAUAUGCCCAAAGAGCGGAAUCACAUGAGUCAAGGUCUGUGGAUGCUCCUCCUCUAUACUGCUAAAACCGGGAAGGAAAGUGAGUGCUGGUUUGUUGUAAAUGGUGUUCCCAUCCGUUACUCAUUGAGAGAACAUGCACUCCUCUGUGGGUUAGACUGCCAUGAGUACCCUAGAAAGUAUAAGGAUUUGGGAUGUUGGAGCUUUGUUGAGAGACAGUUUGGAAGGAAGAAGGCAAUAACAGUUAAGGAUGUGGAAGAGAGGCUUGAGGCAAUGGAGACCUCAGAAGAUAAGAAAAAGAUGGCAGUACUCUUUUUCUUAAGCAAAGUUGUCAAAGCUGGAACUAAGGCGAAUGGUAACAUAGAGUCCUUUUUGCUUCGAGUUGUGAAUGAUCUAAGGCUGUGUAAGAAAUUUCCUUGGGGCGAUACACGUAUGAUAAUUGCAUCAAGGAGAUACAGCGUGUGA
Molecule: messenger RNA, 672 nt
Organism: Eutrema salsugineum
Lineage: Eukaryota; Viridiplantae; Streptophyta; Magnoliopsida; Brassicales; Brassicaceae
Exons: 2
Coding region: 1-672 (223 amino acids)
Source: RefSeq, a predicted model, not a curated record